UAUAAAGACCUCCCAACCUUCAUUUCCUUUCAUUCAGAUCAUUCGCUGUGAACUAACUUGAUCGGUUCAGAACACACUAUAACGCCGACCCGACGGAUCAUCAUCAGAUAUAGAGUUAGCUCAUAAUAACUCUAUUCUGAUCAGAUCUUGGUGGCCUGGUUAUUAAUUUACACACAAAUUAAAGAGUAUCAUCAUAUAUCAAUGGCUCUCUUGGGUGGUCACUUGGCUUUUACUUUUGGAGUGCUUGGGAACAUAGUCUCCUUCAUUGUUUUCCUCUCUCCUUUGCCUACAUUCUAUAAGAUUUACAAGAAGAAAUCAGCUGAGGGGUAUCAAUCGAUUCCGUAUGUGGUUGCGCUCUUCAGCUCAAUGCUAUGGAUAUACUACGCCUUCCUGAAGUCGAACACCACCCUUCUCAUUACCAUAAACUCCUUCGGGUGUUUCAUCGAAACCAUUUACGUUAGCUUCUACAUCUACUACGCGACCAAGGAAGCGAGGAUGCAGACAGUGAAGAUGAUUGUAUUGAUGGAGCUCGUAGGUUUCGGGGCCGUCGUCCUCGUCUCUCAAUUUCUCUUUCAAGGGGCGGUUCGUGCCCAAGUUGUCGGUUGGGUUUGCCUCGUUUUCUCCUUGUGUGUUUUUGUCGCCCCCUUGUGUAUUGUGAGGCAAGUAAUCAAGACAAAGAGCGUUGAGCAUAUGCCAAUUCUUUUAUCAGUUUUCUUAACAUUCAGCGCUGUCAUGUGGUUCUUCUAUGGUUUGCUCUUAAAAGACAUAAACAUAGCGGUGCCGAAUGUAUUGGGAUUCUUCUUUAGCAUUCUCCAAAUGGUUCUUUACAUGAUUUACAAAGGAAAAAAUGAGGACAUGAAGAAACUUCCCCUGCAGCAAGUAUCUGUCCCGCCGAAGUCGCCGGUGGUGCUAGUGCUGGAACCGGAGGAGAAGAAGCAGCAACCGCCGGAGCUGACGGAGGAACAGCUCGUCGACAUUGUGAAGCUCGGAGCUUUCCUUUGCUCCGAAAAGAUCCAUUUCGGAAAGAGUAACCCGGCGGAGGUGGAGAUUUCAAAGCUGGAUGUAGAGCCGAGGCUGACGGCGGUCAACUAAAAGAAGUAAAGUCGUAUCUCCGGUCAACUUUAUGAGUAUAGAUUAGGUCAUUUGCGUGCAUGGAUGCAUGCAGAUUUUGGCCUGUUUAUGUUAUCUGCAAACUGGCUGCUAGCUGGUUCAACUAGUUUGUUUGCGUAAAGUUUAUAUAUGUAGCUUUAUAUAUAUGUAACUUGCGUGCUUUUUGUACUUUUAUAUUGAUUUUCCCAUGUCAUGCAAUAAGAAUCGUAAUUUGUUUUUGAGUUCUAAUAUACGUACAAAAAUGUGUUCUUUAUUUAACUCAUUAUAUUCUGGUAUUUUUACAUUCCUU
Cuscuta epithymum is the source of this 1399-nucleotide messenger RNA. Lineage: Eukaryota; Viridiplantae; Streptophyta; Magnoliopsida; Solanales; Convolvulaceae. The record is from the annotation of a GenBank genome assembly.